Messenger RNA from Syzygium oleosum, 2263 nucleotides. RefSeq lists its product as uncharacterized. The record is from RefSeq and is a predicted model, not a curated record. Gene Ontology annotation, molecular function: DNA-binding transcription factor activity. The coding region runs from base 897 to 2087 and encodes 396 amino acids. The transcript has 5 exons. NCBI's taxonomy places the organism in Eukaryota, Viridiplantae, Streptophyta, Magnoliopsida, Myrtales, Myrtaceae.
GUGGAUUUCAUGGAAAAGCUGCAAAAGGAAAACAGCCAAAAAGAAAACCCAGAAAUGGAGGGACAAAACUGGCAACUUGGCUUCAUUAAGAACCCAACCCAUUCAGUGCAAUGCAAAAUUCAUUAAUCUAGAGAGAGAGAGAGAGAGAGAAAAUCCGAGGUGGUUGAAUUGAAUGCUAGAGAGAGAAAGAGAGAUUCAUGAGAGUCGGUCUAGGAACAAAAUGAGGAGUGGAGCGAGGAUUUGGGCGAAAAUGGAGAGGGGGAAAUAUUUUCACUAGGUUCUCUUUAGAUUUGCAAAGCUUCUUUUUUGAAUUUUUGAAGGGAGUGACAGAAUUUCUCUCUCGGCUCUGUGGAUACAAAAUUUGUCUGAUGUAUCUCUCGGACAAACAGUGCUAGGUAAGAGCAAAAUUCCCAACAUCUGUUUUCUCUCCAGUCUCCCCCACUUUCCCUCUCUUCGAAUUUACUGGAUUUUCUUCUCUUUCUUGCCCUUCUUUUACUUCUUCAUUGCAUUCAUAUCUUGCAGAAGCGGAUCAUUUUCACCAGUCAUAGUGUAAUUUGCCCCUGAAUUCCCUAUUGAAACCUUCGACAUAAAUUCUCUUCGAGGUCCUAGUUCCUGGGGACACUAGAUAGUUUGGGUUCUGAUAGAUCUCUCUGUUCUUUGUCCUUACGAAUUAGUGAUCGGCUCAUUGGGUAGCUAUAAUUGUGGGAUAUAUUUCUCGAAUUCUGUUAUAUCUGCACACUGGUGAAGUGGGAUUGUGGUGUUUUCUGAUGGCCAUGAGAUUGUGAUCACAAGGAGAUCAGAUUGUCAUCCAGAAAAAAUCUCCAUUAUAACAGAAGGUUUUUGUCCCAAAAUAGCUCCAAAGUUUAACCCUUGGAAUCGCAUGGAAGAUUAACCCAAUGGCACAAGAAGACCAGAACCAAAAGUGUAGUAACAGUAGUAGUGGGGGUAAUAUCACCAUUGGGAGCAAAAACAGCAUUAGAUCCUCCAAGAAGCAGAAGCAAAAGAAGGCCCCACAGAGAGGCCUUGGUGUGGCACAGUUGGAGAAAAUCAGGAUUGAGGAGCAGCAGAGGAGAGAUGCCGCCGCGAUUUUCCCGUCCCCAGCAACGAUUUCUCAGAGCGGUUCGUGUUACUUGCCAGCUCCGCUCGGUAAUUAUCACAUCCAAGGCGAUUUUGCCCUGCCGAACUCUAUAAUCAGACCGGUUCCCCCGCACCCAGUUCAGAAUUUCGAGGUCCCAAGCGCAGGCGCCUUUCCAUUGGUGAACCGGGUAAGAGGUUGUGGCCUCGAGAUUGAUAGGCCAUCCGGUCCCGAGCACUUCCCUUAUAUGUGGAAUUUCCCUGAGUAUGGGGGUGAAAUCAAGACCUCUUUGGUGGAUCCUGGAUCGCAAGUGUGCUCAAGACCGAGUUUACCUAUUGAUUCCGGUUGGCCUUCCCUCGGACCAGUGCGAAAAGUGCAAUAUGAUCACCCUCCUUUACUGGUGAAUGCAUCACCAGUUACUUCUUCAGCACCUUCCCUCAAUUAUCAGAUGGAGCCCCCUUCAAACCAAAGUCAUCAUGGCAAUUAUUUCCCAGCUUUGCCUCUGGAAGAGAAGAUGAUCGGCGUGAAAAGGUCAUAUCCCUUCUCUCUAGAAUAUCCACCAGCCCCCUACUACCCGUUCAAACUCCCUGUACUUGGCCAUCCAAAUAGCACACCUGACGAACCAUACUCAUGUGGCAAUGGCAAUUUCAGCGAAGGUCCUUCAUGCCCUCCCCUGGUAUUGGAGCCGUCGAAAAGCGUAAAAAGCAGUGGAACUUUGGGUGGAGAGUUCCUCACUCUUGGCCCUCCGGCGACAUCAACUCCUCCAAACUCAAAGCAGCCUCCGGCUUUGCUAACAUUGAAUGAUCAGAAUGUUCCUGAUUUUGAAUCACGAGCCCAUAAAGGAUUUCAAGAGGGUUUACAUUUCCGCCAGGCAUCAAACUGGAGGUAUCAGGAAAAUCCUUGCUACAACUUUCUCUCUCCAGCAAUGGUACCAAAUAACCAAGCAAGUACGCACAUUAACAAUUGCAACAGCGAUCCUGGGGCAAGUAUCGAUCUCAAUUUGAAAUUAUAGAGAACUGACGAGGGCAUGAUUACCUGGCAACCCUUGUCUAGACUCUGACAUGCCGACGGCUUUUAAUCUUGAUUCUUUUGUAGCUUUAAAAGACGAUUACAUUGAUUGUUGUGGUUACAGUAUGGAAUGACUUCAUCCAUCUUUAUUUCCUUUGUGAAAACCACAAUCUUUGCUCA